Molecule: messenger RNA, 618 nt
Organism: Sporothrix schenckii 1099-18
Lineage: Eukaryota; Fungi; Ascomycota; Sordariomycetes; Ophiostomatales; Ophiostomataceae
Product: Cupin domain protein
Exons: 1
Coding region: 1-618 (205 amino acids)
Source: RefSeq, a predicted model, not a curated record
AUGGCCGAUGGAGCAUCCUCACCGCCUCUCAUCCGCCCGCCCACGGAGAACCAACUUGCAAAAGAUCUUCCAGGUCCUACCGUUUUCGUUACUGGUCAUGCUGACGACGGCACGGCCGUGUUACACUCACGUCGGCCGGUGAAGUGGGCCACAUACGAAGAAGGCGAAAUGCAAAUGUCUGUCGGCUGGACCACGGCGUCAUUCCCAUGUGACCUCAGCGACGAUCGCGAUAUUGCCGCCCAUGAUUUGCGCAUGGCCCAAGGCCCUGGAGCAACAGGUCUGGUUGUGGGUGGCGGGACCGUGUUGAGAUACGUGGAUUUUGCCCCGGGAUAUGUGUGCAUGAUGCACAGGACAGUGUCUGUGGACUACGGUAUUGUAUUGGAGGGUCGGGUGGUGAGCGAGCUGGACUCGGGCCAGACAGCUGUACUGGAGCGUGGCGAUGUCAUGGUGCAGCGAGCAACGAUGCACGCAUGGCGCAACCCGAGCAAGACGGAGUGGGCGCGCAUGAUAUUUUGCCUACAAGGUUGUGAAGCGCCACGUACCAGAGAUGGCCAAGUGCUCAAAGAAGACCUGGGACGAGGCACGGAGGGUAUUCCUGCUUCCGGUGCAGACGAGUAG